AUGAUGCAAGAGAAGUCCAAAGUUGCAAAACACACGCUCCUAGAGCGUCCAUGGUUCCUUGUGAUGGCUCUAGCCGGUCUUCUAGGCGGCGCAAUGCUCAUCACGAGCUUCAUCCGAGCUGCGGACAACACUUUAUCACUAUGUUCCACGGCUAAGACCACGGCCGUGUCCAUAGCCGAAUACUCAUCCACACCGCUCCAACUCCAAUCCAUUGUCCACUAUGCAACUUCACGCACCGUCCCACAACAAUCCUUCGAGGAGAUCUCAAUCUCCUUAGAGGUCCUUAAAGACCGUAUCCCUUGUAAUUUUCUUGUCUUUGGCCUCGGCCGCGACUCACUCAUGUGGGCCUCCCUCAAUCCAGGUGGCACCACUGUAUUCAUGGAGGAAGACCCCGAGUGGAUCGCGGCCGUCCUUAAAGACGCACCGUCUCUAAGGGCCCACCAUGUCAAAUACCGGACCCAACUUUCUCAGGCAAACCGCCUUAUCAAGACUUACCGGUCCGAACCGAAAUGUUUACCGGUCAACGCUUUCCCCAUCCGCUACAACGAAAAGUGUCCACUAGCGUUGACUUCACUUCCCGAUGAGUUUUAUGAUACCGAGUGGGAUCUGAUCAUGGUGGACGCACCAAAAGGGUACUUCCCGACCGCGCCAGGGAGGAUGGCGGCGAUAUUUUCAGCAGCCGUCAUGGCACGUAACCGGAAAGGUGAUGGCACGACGCACGUUUUCCUUCAUGACGUUGACCGGCCAGUGGAGAAGGCUUACGCCAACGAGUUUCUUUGCGAGAAGUACAGAGUCAAAUCAGCUGGUAGGCUCUGGCACUUUGAGAUACCCAAUGCCGCUAACAUGAGCGACCAGCCAGGGGACCGGUUUUGCUAG
Messenger RNA from Microthlaspi erraticum, 876 nucleotides. Lineage: Eukaryota; Viridiplantae; Streptophyta; Magnoliopsida; Brassicales; Brassicaceae. The record is from the annotation of a GenBank genome assembly.